AUGAAGCAACUGUGGGACAGCGAUCGUGCUCUUACGAAGCCCCUUAACAGCCUUCCUCAAAGUACGACAUCGUCUUCUGCCGGAGAUAUCUUGCCAUCUGCACCACCAAAUGCGUCAGACAUCAUCUCACCUCUCGACUCACAGUUGGACAAAGAUACUGCGAAUGCCAUUGGAAAUGAAGCACCAAGCUCUGUGCCUAUUCCAUUCGUCACUCCUCAAGCCUUGCAUUACAAUGUCGAGCAGGUUACCUCCGUUCCUGAGGCUCUAGAGCCAACCGUGCAAACGGAGACUACCGAGCUUGAUGCAUCUAGCCCGCAAGAGCAAAACCAGGAUGCAUUGGAACUGGAAGUCAAUAUCCUGACUCUUAGCGAGAUGGAAUUUGCCAUACCGCUGUCUAUGGACUGUCGAGUGAAGGAUGAAUACGAUAAUACCCUGGAAGGUGAGAACAAAUAUGUGGAAAAAUUUUUGGAAUUAUCGCCACAAUCGAGUGACAUGGGAUCUCUUGAAGGAGAUAGCCAAGGACUGAUCACUAGAAUGGCCACUCUAGUCGAGAAACUUGACAAUAUUACGACACACCCUGAUAUCGACAUCGCUAGCCAGGCCGCUGGAGCUUCUCCUGAUACAGCUAAAGAAGCUUUAUGGGCUGAAUACUCGAGCUCAAAGUUCCAAUAUCUUGGUUACCUUAUUGACGCCUCUAAUGAACUUGACCUACACAUUAUCAUAAUGGCGAAACCAGGGAGAACCGUUGAUGUAGUCAAGCGCUACUUGAUGGGCAAGAAUUUUAAUCAAGCACCUUUCCCAGGAGGCGAACACGGAGACUCUCCUGCUAUUUUCAGCAAAGAGAAAGUCAGCUUCGAAGUACGGUCAACCACCGACGAGCGGGGCAUGCUAGCAUCGAGACUACCGUCUCUUAUCAUAGCCCUGGAUAGCUCCUUUGACGUAAACCUUGAGCCUGUAAAGAAGCUUAGGGUUGCUCACGGUCACAGUACCCUUGUCCCCGUUGUCCGUUUAAUUAUCGCCAAUACCGUCGAGCAUGUCAAGGCAUGCCUUCCCAAAUGCACUGAAUUAACUAGACUUCGCUUGCUGGUACAACACACACUGGCUUGCAAUGAUUCGUCGGGAGAGCUACAAGACGAUGCUCUUGGUGUCCAGGAGAAUGCUGAAGAAACUCUGAUGUACGUCAUGGAUAACCCUGCUACCAGGACAUGGAAGCUUCCGUUUAUGGAAGCAUUGGAGAUAGAAGGACAAGGUGAAACCCCUGGCUCAGAGCUUGACCCAACUUCUUCUACCAAUGCUUCACGGCAAAAGAGAUGGCUGGAGAGUGAACUUAGUGAUAGCACCAAUCCAUCAAAACGACAGAGAAUAACACCAACUCAGGAUAUCACACAUGUUAGUGAUUCAGUGAGAGACCUAACGCAAACGGAUCAAAAUAGCAACCCUUCCGCUACACAAGGUCACACGAAUCAGUCUGCCACUGAUAUUGAGGCCCUUCGCAACGCACUAAUGAAUAGCAAAGCUAAAGUGAAGACGCUCGAAGCAAGUAUUGGUGCUCUACAAUACCGCUAUGAAGCGAAACAUAACCUAUUACAUCAGACUCGACAUGAGCUUGAGAUAGAAAGAGAGAAGUCUCAAAAGUUACAGACAAGGUUUGAGCGACAGAAAGAAGAAAUAACAAGAUUAAAGGACCGGAAUGCCGAGCUAGUUACGGAGUUGGAAGCGGCAAGGAAUACCGUCAAAUCUGGUGGUGGCUUGGAAUCUGACCUGGAAAAUUCUCGUGAGGAAAUCAGGAAGCUUGAAAAGACUAUGGCAAGUCUCGAGCGGACAGUCCAACAGGAACGUUCGCAAACAGAAUAUACCCGUCAACAAUACCAAAAUGCCUCCACUUCAGCUGCGCAAUCGGCAAUGGAGGCCCGUCGGCUUGAGGAAAGAGUCCAAGAGCUGGAAAAGAAAGCAAAUGGCGAAGCAGUCAGGCUUAAAGAACUGAAAAUGAAAAAAGAUGGGGAAAUGCAACUAGCUCGUAUUAAGGAGUUAGAAUCCCUAUUGGCCACGAGAGAGACUCUCUUGACGAGAAAGGAAGAGGAAAUUCGCGAAAUGAAAAAGAACCGCCCGUCGACCCGUGCUACAAGUAUGCAACCCCGGAGUCCCAAACUUGAAGAAAAAAAAAAAAAAAAGAAAAAGGAAAACUAA
Messenger RNA from Trichophyton verrucosum HKI 0517, 2187 nucleotides. RefSeq lists its product as uncharacterized. Bases 1 to 2187 code for a protein of 728 amino acids. The record is from RefSeq and is a predicted model, not a curated record. Gene Ontology annotation, cellular component: HDA1 complex. NCBI's taxonomy places the organism in Eukaryota, Fungi, Ascomycota, Eurotiomycetes, Onygenales, Arthrodermataceae. The transcript has 4 exons.